Molecule: messenger RNA, 501 nt
Organism: Lodderomyces margitis
Lineage: Eukaryota; Fungi; Ascomycota; Pichiomycetes; Serinales; Debaryomycetaceae
Exons: 1
Coding region: 1-501 (166 amino acids)
Biological process (GO): post-translational protein targeting to endoplasmic reticulum membrane
Cellular component (GO): TRC complex
Source: RefSeq, a predicted model, not a curated record
AUGACGCAUGAAAUUUACAGUAAAUCAUUACAAGAACUCUCGAAGCUCGAAGAAAAGCACGUACUCAAAUCGUUCAAUAGUGAAGUUGCUUGGGAAUUGGGUUCUUUGGGACGCCAAUUGUCUCAAGAGUUGCACUCUAGCAAGGCCAUUGUCAUUGAUAUAACCUUAACUAGUGGACAAACAUUGUUCCAUUCUGCUGUGUCGUCAGGAACGGCUUAUGAUAACGACAACUGGGUCAAAAGAAAAUACAACACCGUAUUCAGAUUUGGAAAAUCGAGUUUUUACAUUGGACAGAAGCUCAGACAGAAAGGUAAAUCAAUAGAAGAGGCCAUGUUUGUAUCCUCAAAAGAAUUUGCAUCGCAUGGAGGAAGUGUACCAUUGCGCGUCGUGUCGAAUGAGUUUAUUGUUGGCGCUUUAACUAUCAGUGGGUUGGCUCAAGAGGAGGACCAUUUGCUUGCUUUGCAAAUAUUGCAAAAGUAUAUAGCUAAAUCUCAAGACUGA